AUGCCGACGACGCUGCGACUGCGCUGGACCGGCAAACGGUCUGAGCAUAUCUUGCUCAACGUAAUCCAUAGGGGACCGCGCGACCUGGAUCUGAAGCUCAUUGGGACGGACUUUGAGAAGUUAUAUUCCGGCAAGGUCAAAGACUCUUCGGCCAAAUCUCUUCAAGCGAGCAAUUUUACUGGCAAUUUGGAGGAAUGGAAAUCCAUUCUUGGCCUCGCUUUGCGACAUCUUCGGCCGAGUGGGACCCUGCCUGAACAUCUACAAGGCAUCCAGGCCGUUGGAGCGAUCGAUGGCUCAACGUUGACGGUCACUAUCCAGAGGAGGAUUGACGAUAUCACCCAGAGAUUGGGUACCAUCAAGCUCGAGGAGACUGACGAGGAAGUCAACACGCUGGAAUGGGCGGACCAAGCGACUGCAGCCUCGGACGACCUCCGGUCCCAACUGGAGACUUUGCAAUCCUCAGUGGCGUCUCAACAGAAGCAGAUCACCAGACUUACCAAUGAGCUUGACAAUCUUAUCAGGGCUAAGAAGGAGCACGAGGAUGAGCUGUUCAGCAAGUUUGCUGCUUUGCUCAACGCCAAAAAGCUGAAGAUUAGAGACCAGCAGCGGCUGCUUGCGGGCGCUCAAGUUGACCACGAUGCUGCUCAAGAAGUCAAUGACGCCAGAAGCAGGACGGCUCGUCGAGAGCCUGGUGCGUCCCGGAAAGGAAAACGCAAAGCAAACGAUGCCCCCAAGCCAACCCAGGAUGGAGACACAGAAGAUGAAGAUGACGAAGAGACCGAUCUAGGCACUGCCAACGGAGAGGACGACGAGGAGGAGCGCCGACGACAAGAAACACCUGAGACGGACGACGAAGAUAUCGCGGAAGCUGAGCUUGGCGGCAGUGUGGACGGCGCAGGGACCACAACGCAACCUGAUGAUUCGCAGACGACCAGAAGAGUUGUCGAACGACAGAAGGCGAGCGAGUCGCAGUCGAGUAGGAGUGCGCCAACGAGAACUGCCCAAGGCAGCUCACAGCGCAUGAAAUUGGAUGAAUCCCCACCUGGACGAAGAAUGCGCGGGAGAGAGGCGGCCGCAAAACAGCGCACCCCUCCACCGACGUCGAAUGCUCCGGUGGAGGAUGAAGACGAUGAGACGGAAGAUGAAUUAUGA
Molecule: messenger RNA, 1152 nt
Organism: Lecanosticta acicola
Lineage: Eukaryota; Fungi; Ascomycota; Dothideomycetes; Mycosphaerellales; Mycosphaerellaceae
Source: the annotation of a GenBank genome assembly